CUACGCAUUAUGUGUAGCAAGUGGGCGCAACACAUUUUCUGAAUCCGGCUCCGGCGUGCCGACGACACCGAUGUCCACAGACCGAUCACAGGGCUUUCACCCGAACAGCACUGAACUGUAGCAGCUGAGAGACGGAUGCGGAGCGAAGGUUGCCAAACCCGGAGGAUUUCUCACGGCUCACGGACUAGAAUGAUCUUCUCUAUGUGUCCCCAUGAGCGGAUGACAGCCUCCAAACAAUCCUAUACUGAAAACUUUGAGCUCUCCGUUUGACGCGGGGGUGUUAUUGAGAUUUUUUCCCCCAAACCAGGUCCAAGAGCAGACAUCAUGCAGGUGCAAACUGUGGGCUAACGAAAUGACUUGCUCGGCGCUGACGCGUUUCAUUGUGCCAUGCCAACCCCGCAUUGUCAGAUGCCAUUUUACUCUGCGUCUGGAAUUCCAACAUACUGGGCCUGUUGUGUAAUUAGAAGUUCGUGAGGCAGUCGCAAACAAGCUGGUGCAAUGAGAAGCUACGCGGUCCAAGACAUUGUGCGCAAUUUGUGCUGAAGCUUAUGGGUCCUGCGUACUCAAGCUCCCGGCUUCCACUUGGAGAGGUGUGCUGCGGGGCUACAGCGCACUGGCUGUCGGCUUCACAUCUGGACCGCCUGGGUACUGUCAUCUGCGGCCUGUUCGGACCGUGCACUCCCUGAACUUGUGUGUUAAAGGGGAACUGACUGACUGCCUCGGAUGGUGUCGUGUUAGGGAGAAGGGGUGCAUAUUUGGCUGACGUUAUAGGUGAUCCACUGUAACACCGCGGUCCAAAGCUGGACUGGCUGACUACUCAAGGAAAAACGCUUAUCCAGCUAUGGAUUUUGCGUAGCGAAGUCACGCAUUUUUAAAGGCAACGCUAGGGUGACAUUGCAGUCUUCUCACCACAUCGGUUAUUUCGUCGUCCGACAAAAAAAAAUAAAAGAGUGAAAGUGGAGUAUUGUCCGUCGUACGUAUCAACGCAGUGGGAUUUCUACGUCUGGUCGGCGUUCCCCCCCACCCUUCCCGCGGUGACGGUUAUGGGUCGGAAGCGGUGUGUCGGUGCAGAUUGUUCCAAGAUGGCGGCCGGGUGCUGCGGGGUGAAGAAGCAGAAACUGUCGGGAUCGCCCGGGUCGGGGGGUCCCGGCGGGGUGGGGGCGGGAAGCGGGGUGGCAGGAACCGGACAUUGUGGCUCGGAGUUGGGGAUUGGCUCCUCCGCGACUGUUGCAGCGGCGGCGAACGUGAGCCGAGCCAACGGCCUGGGGGGACCCGGGGGUAACGUUAGCGGCAGCAGUAGUAGUAGUGGUAGCAGCGGCACAAACGCUCUGUCCCCAGCCCCGGCCGGUUACACUACAUCCGGCCUCUCUCCGAAUCUCAGCCCGGGACCUGGUUCGGGAAGUGGAGGCAGAAAAAUGGUCGUCUCAGCGGAGAUGUGCUGCUUCUGUUUUGACGUGCUUUAUUGCCAUCUGUACGGAUACCAACCUCCGAGAACACCCAGGUUUACAAAUGAUCCCUACCCGCUGUUUGUCACAUGGAAAAUAGGCAGAGACAAACGGUUGAGGGGUUGUAUAGGUACAUUUUCUGCCAUGAAUCUGCACUCAGGACUCAGGGAGUACACCCUUACCAGUGCCCUUAAAGACAGCCGCUUCCCCCCUAUGACAAGGGAUGAGCUGCCUCGCCUCUUCUGCUCAGUGUCUCUUCUCACCAACUUUGAAGACGUCGGUGAUUACCUUGACUGGGAGGUGGGUGUUCACGGUAUUAGGAUAGAGUUUUUCAAUGAAAAAGGAUCAAAACGCACCGCCACCUACCUACCAGAGGUUGCAAAGGAGCAAGGUUGGGACCACAUUCAAACCAUAGAUUCCUUACUACGAAAGGGAGGUUACAAAGCUCCCAUCACAAACGACUUCAGGAAGACCAUUAAGUUAACCAGGUACCGUAGCGAGAAGAUGACGAUGGGUUAUGCAGAGUACAUCGCCCACCGCCAGCACCAUCACUACCAGAAUGGCAUUGGGCACCCUCUACCACCCUACAACCAUUAUUCCUGACAGCGAGCCGCAUGACCAAUCAUUGGACCUCUCCGCGGACCUUUUCCCAGGAGAGCCUGCCCCCUCCUGGUCUAGCUAUUUCUACUACUGUACCAUUUUAUGAUGAUAGUUUCCGUUGCCAUGCUGGCCGUCUCCCAGACGUUGACAUGGCAACGGGUGGCAACGAAGCAUCAUUUGAUUAUGGCAAGAAAUCCACACGUUUCUUUUUCUUUUGCCUGUGGUUAAGUUUUUGCAGCAUAUGUAUACCUAUAUCUAUAACCCCCUUCAUAUUUUUGAAACGAAACAAGUAUUAGAUUUUAUUAAUCUUUUCAGCAAACCUAAUCAGGUGUUUGAUUCUGUGGAUGGAAGGAAGUCGCUUACGGUGGUAAUUAGUCUUGCGCUUCUAUUGUUUAGGCUUUGCUACAAUUUUACUAAAAAAAAAAAAAAAAAAACUUUGGGUUUUUUUCCCUCAUUUUCUUAAUCUUACUAUC
Messenger RNA from Amphiprion ocellaris (clown anemonefish), 2518 nucleotides. It is a transcript of the gene ammecr1, whose product is annotated as AMMECR nuclear protein 1. The transcript has 6 exons. Lineage: Eukaryota; Metazoa; Chordata; Actinopteri; Pomacentridae. The record is from RefSeq and is a predicted model, not a curated record. Bases 1044 to 2048 code for a protein of 334 amino acids.